GUACUCUCACUUCUCGACGCGCAAUCUGCGCAUGAGCUGCCUAGCCUCGGCCUCGUGCUCAUGUUUUGAACAUGUACGCGGGUCGCUGCCGCCGCUAUCAUCACAUGGAAUCGCCUACCAACUGCGGCCUGUACGUACUAGUUGCGAAACUCUGAUCCUCCCAAUUUACAGAGCUCAUCAAGACCAGAACUUAGCUAUCAUAUUGCUGGGAAUCAUUCGCAAGCUCUAAAUCGGAAGACACGUCAGAGAUUGAUAUAUCUUGACCGAAGACUCUGAUCACAUUUCAGCCUUCUACAUGUACAGUAUCCGUAAAAAAUCAUGGUGACCGAUCGUCAAAAAUCUGAUUUGCCGCGAAGCAUGAAGGACCAAAUAACUUGUUACUCCACUAAUGGAGUUUUCAGUUUGCCCGUCUACACUAAGUACGACAGAGACGCUAUCCAGAGAGCGACACGAGGCCAGAGUGACAACGAGCUAUGGUCGAAAUACCGGUAUGGCUGUAUCGGGGCAUCCAACGUCGGGAGGGUUUUGCGUUUCAUGAGGUAUCGCGGCAACCGACGGAGAGCGAACCCAUGGUCUCUAGCGGGAAGGAUUAUUGGAAAUGGACGCUCAUUGAAACAUCUACCUCAGAUUGCGCGCGGUUAUGAAAUGGAGCCGGUGGCUAGAGCAAAGUACGCCGAGUAUCAGCGGAUGAAAGGUCAUCAAGAUGUCGAUGUUAAGGAGUGUGGAAUGUUCUUCCACCCACGGAAGUCUUUCCUGGAGGCGUCACCAGAUGGGCUGGUGAGCUGCAGCUGCUGCGGUGGUGGCCUCGUCGAAAUCAAAUGUCCCAGUACUGCGCCGACUGAAAAGCCGUCGCCCCGCAACGAGAAGUUCCUGAGAAGGGACAACGGAGGGAAGUUUCAUCUGAAGAGGAACCAUCCAUACUAUGACCAGAUCCAGGCCCAACUCGCCGGGACAGGACGGUCCUGGUGCGACUUCUUUGUCUACAAAGACAACGGGGUGUUCCUCGAGAGGAUUGAACGGGAUCCGCAAUGGCAAAGAUCUUUCCUGAUGGACAUGGACAGAUUUUUCUGGAGGUUCAUUGUUCCCGUCCUGGUGAGCCGAGCAAUCAAGAACAACCAGGGAGCGGUUCAUCAACCAUACGGCUGCCCCUACUGCGGGGAACCAAGCCACCGUGUUCCUUUUUGUUGGUACUGGUUCCCAUUGCGAUGUCGUAAUUGUAAGCAGCUAGGACAUAAGGCAAAAGUUUGUCCCAAUUCUUAAGCAUUUCAUUGUCGUUAUGAUUAUGACUUGUGUAUGAUGUUUCCAAAGAUAUGAAAAGAAGUUCCAGCCUGUACUAGGCCUUGAUAGGAUUAACCGUAUGUUUUCAUCUCUUGUAUAUACAUGUAUAGUCACAGUUUUUGUAACAAAAGAAUGAUUACCAGUAGUUUAUUCAUGAGAUUUGUCGCUGCCUUAUAUUAUUGUGUAAAGUGACUAUUCCCGACGGUGUGGUGAAGAGUAAUGUUACGACAUUGUCGCCGCCUUGGUGUAGAGAGUGUAAAUGACGAUGUCAUUCAUUCAGGCGACGGUUUGGUUGAUGUUUGACACGGAGCCAAACUGUCAAUGGCCAUAGUACACCAUGUGACCACUUAAUCCCCCAGCCCUGACAUUGCACCCGCGCGGGUGUCUGUUUCAAAUCCCAAAUCUUGGAAGAUGAUUCGGCGACUUCCAAAUCACGAUGAUGAAACAUAAAUGUACCUGUAUAUAAGAACACUGAACCAUGAUAAAAUACUACGCAACAAUCGGGGCCAGUUUUCAUUUAUUGGUUGCUUAUAUUAGAUGUUUUUCCCGUUCAUUUUGUGUUUAAAAAUGUAACCAGAUAUACUGUGGAUGAUUAUGCUUCGAUUGCUGUAUAAGAACACUAUCUUAACCAUGAUAACAAUUCUGAGCAAUUAUGGGAGCAUGUUUUCUUUUAAUUGGUUGCUAAUCUUAGAUGUUUUUCGACGAUAAUAUUUCUUUCUGUACAUUCUCUGUUUUAAAAUAUAACCAGAUAGAUAACCAUUCUUCGAUUGCUGAUUAUUUUCAUAAAAUAAUGAAAUGAAUAAAGAUGAUCUUCAACGAUUUCAUCAUUGUCCUUGAAGUUAAAAGCUAGGUUAAAUUCUUGUGUCAUCAGAA
Strongylocentrotus purpuratus (purple sea urchin) is the source of this 2151-nucleotide messenger RNA. RefSeq lists its product as uncharacterized. Gene Ontology annotation, molecular function: nucleic acid binding; zinc ion binding. The record is from RefSeq and is a predicted model, not a curated record. The transcript is spliced from 2 exons. Bases 319 to 1260 code for a protein of 313 amino acids. NCBI's taxonomy places the organism in Eukaryota, Metazoa, Echinodermata, Echinoidea, Camarodonta, Strongylocentrotidae.